AUGGAAACGCCGCCCGGGUUGCAGCUAGUCGGUUUUGCGGACGAUCUCGCGGUUGUGGGCACGGCCGUGACCGGAGAGCAGCUCGAAGAUGCGAUCAAUCCUACACUGGCGACCAUAGAUGUCUGGAUGCGGAGCAGGGGCCUAGAGCUGGCUCAUCAGAAGAGCGAGGCGGUGGUGCUUUCCCGGAGGCGGGCGUUUGUCCCACCACGCUUGACGGUCGGCGGUCACCCGAUCCCACUACGGAAUGAGAUUAGGUACCUCGGUGUGAUCCUGGACAAGCGUCUAACCUUUGCUGCACACGCGAGCACUGUCGCUGCGAAGGCGGCCCGCACAGCCGUUGCGUUAUCCAGGCUCAUGCCCAACAUGGGCGGAUCGGCUCAGUGGAAGAGGAGGCUGCUCGCGUCUGUUGUGGAAAGCCAGUUGCUGUAUGCUGCUCCCGUCUGGAUCCCUUCCGUUACUGAAGUCGCCAGAACUAGGGCGGUCUUGAUCCGUCCGCAGAGGACCGCCGUCUUGAGGGUAAUUCGGUCCUACCACACCGUGUCGGACGAGGCCGCCUUGGUCUUGGCCUGCAUGCCGCCCGUCGAUCUGCUUGGACUGGAGAGGCAGUACAUCGGAUCCCAUCUGCGCGCCGUAAUGGAGCCCGGUGAACAACGGCCUUCCAAGGCGGCCGUGAAACGCGAGGCAAGGGAAAUCACGAUCGUCGCCUGGCAGGCAAGAUGGCACGCCACCCCGAAGGCAGCCUGGACGCGCCGAGUAAUCCCUGACCUGGCAAGAUGGCUAGGUAGGACUGUCCCGUGGGUGCCUCUGACGUACCACAUGACUCAGGCACUCACGGGCCACGGCUGCUUUGAAUGGUACCUCCAUCGUAUGGGCAAGGCCGCUAGCACUCGAUGCUGGCAGUGCUUGGGCGAAUCAGAUACCGUUGAACACACCCUGUUUGAUUGCCCCUACUGGGACGGCCUUUGUGAAGCCCUGAGAGCCAGGAUUGGCCACCGACCGAGCACGGAGGACGUUCCGGACAUCAUUUGUGGACCGGCGUUCGAGCUCCUGCCGGCGGACGCCCAAGGGAAGGAUGCGAUCCUGAGAGAGGCCGAAGAGCGGUUCAGGCUAUUCUACGGCAUGGUGGAAAACAUCCUCUCAAUCAAGGAAGAUGAGGAACGAGUGCGACAGGCUGCGAACCGGCGGAAUUUACAAUAA
Molecule: messenger RNA, 1197 nt
Organism: Macrosiphum euphorbiae (potato aphid)
Lineage: Eukaryota; Metazoa; Arthropoda; Insecta; Hemiptera; Aphididae
Source: the annotation of a GenBank genome assembly